AUGUCCAAAGUAAUUGUAACCGGAGUAACAGGUAAUGCUGGCUCAGCAGUGUUAACAGCAGCCAUUGCGUCUCCGACGAUAUCAUCAAUAGCUGUUUUAUCUAGGAAACCACCUUUUGAAACAUCUUCCAAAAUCAAAUUCAUCCAAUUACCUUCAUCCGAAUAUCCAAAAGGUUUUGAUGAGAUACCUACUAGCUUAAUAGAUGACUUGAAGAAAGAAGGGUACCUCAGUUGUAUCUGGGCCUUGGGAAUCAGUCAAACUCAAGUUAAGAAAGACGAAUAUAUCAAGAUCACCCAUAAUUAUACACUGACAGCUGCUAAAGCGUUUUCUACGAUUGGUACGAAAGAUAAACCAUUCAGAUUCAUCUUCAUGUCUGGAGAAGGAGCAAGACAGGAUGAAAAAGGAUACGCGAUCUUCUCUAAAAUCAAAGGUAGAACAGAAAAAGAUUUAUUGGAAUUCAGUGAGAAAAAUCAAGGAUUCGAAGUAGCUUCCAUCAGACCUGGAGGUAUAAUGCCCACUGCCGAGCAUCUACCUCGACAGGGCUUCUUGAUGAGAAGUGCCUCGAGAGUUUUCGGAUCGGUUUUUGGCGUUGUGAUGCCCUCGAUGAUCAUUCCAGCAUCAGAAUUAGCUGUAGCAUGUGUAGGUUUAGCGCAAGGUAAGGGAUGGGAUCAAAGAGAUCAUCAAGGCGUUAUCGAAAAUGCUACAUUAAGGCAGAUGGCUCAAGAUUGGAUAUAG
Molecule: messenger RNA, 735 nt
Organism: Kwoniella shivajii
Lineage: Eukaryota; Fungi; Basidiomycota; Tremellomycetes; Tremellales; Cryptococcaceae
Exons: 4
Coding region: 1-735 (244 amino acids)
Source: RefSeq, a predicted model, not a curated record